Molecule: messenger RNA, 2731 nt
Organism: Lynx canadensis (Canada lynx)
Lineage: Eukaryota; Metazoa; Chordata; Mammalia; Carnivora; Felidae
Gene: ARL6IP6
Product: ADP ribosylation factor like GTPase 6 interacting protein 6
Exons: 4
Coding region: 637-1314 (225 amino acids)
Source: RefSeq, a predicted model, not a curated record
CUCCGGGGUGGAGGGGGCGGGAGAGAGGCGUGUCGAGCAGCGUGGAGGGAAGUUGUGAUAGGGGCGGGGAGAACAAUGCAAAAGAAAAAGAGGGAAGGGCAGUCUGGACGAGAGGAGAGCGUUUGGGCGGUGAGCUGCCGUUAAAGAGGGAAGCCAGAGAAGAGUAGGUGCUUACGGCGGAAGAAGGGAGAAAGCAAAUCGGUUCGGAAAUGUGAAUCAGAAAGGUAUGGGAGGGCGCUAGGACCGAGCGUCGAGAAGAUGCAGCUUUGGGGACUGCCGGGGCGCGCGGUUGCCUAGAGGUGACGCGACGGUGGCGGAGGUCUCUGGCCGGGACGAAGCACUGCAGGGAGAGGAGACUUGGCUACCCUCAGCCUCGGGUCGCCUCUCCCUGUGCGCUUCCCCGCUUCCCUUCCUUCCUACUAGCCGGGGAUCGUGCUCUGGCCCCGGGGCACCCACCCUUUCCUUAGGCUCCACAGCACCUUCUCCGCCCCGUUGCGCACUCCCGGACACCCCUGCGCAUCAGUGCCAGGUGGUGGAGGCUGGGGGGGGGGCCUGGCCGCUGAUUGGCUGCUGCGAGCGCGGGGCGGGGCGGGUGGUAGUCUCUCGACGUCCGCUGGUCCCCUCGUCUUUCCCGCCAUGUCGUUUGUGGAGAGCGGGCGGCGCUCCGCUCCUCUGCGCCGACGCCUCGGCACCCCUGUUCCGUUUGCCCGGCCGGCUUUUACCGCCUUCACUCAGGGGGACAGUUGGGGUGAAGGUGAAGGGGACGAGGAGGACGGAUGCGACCAAGUGGCCCGCGACCUGCGGGCGGAGUUUUCAGCCGGGGCGUCGUCGGAGCCUAGAAAGGGCUCGCUACUCCAGCGGGACAGGGACGGGUCGCCGGUUCUGCCCGAUAAGCGCAAUGGCAUUUUCUCAACGGUUGCGGGCGGACGAGCCCAGGCCCGGCGGUGGCCUGUCCAGAUCCUCUCAAUUCUCUGUUCGCUGCUGUUCGCCAUCCUCCUCGCCUUCCUCCUCGCCAUCGCCUACUUGAUCGUAAAAGAGUUACAUGCUGAAAAUUUGAAGACUGAAGACGUAGACACUGGGCUACUAGGAUUCUGGACUCUACUUAUAAUCUCUCUAUCUGCCGGAUUCUCCUGUUGUAGCUUUUCUUGGACAGUGACUUAUUUUGACUCUUUUGAACCAGGAAUGUUUCCUCCUACUCCUCUUUCACCUGCCAGGUUCAAGAAACUGACUGGACACUCUUUCCACAUGGGCUAUAGCAUGGCAAUUUUGAAUGGCAUUGUAGCUGCUUUUACUGUAGCAUGGUGCCUCAUGUAAACCUACACCGAAGCAAUAUUUUUGGCAAAACCUAGUCAUGAUUGCUUUGUAAUCACAGGGAAGAACAUCAUUUGCCUACUCAGAAGACCAAGAAACCUGCUGUUCGUUAUGUGGUUCAGAUAUGUAUCAUAUCAUCGACAUUAUGGAGGACCAUCUUUUGUUGUUGUUUUUUAAAGGAGGACCUUCAUAACCAUCAUUCUAGAGCUUAGGCAUUGAGAAUAUCUGAGUAUUAAGUUUCAAGUAAUUUCUUAAAAGUGUAAGAUGUUUACCUCAUCUUUUUACUUUUGUAUGUGUUGUCCUUAUAAAUUAUAGAAAACAUUUUAAUGGAGAUCAAACAUAAAAACUUGAAUACAGGGCAAUGCUUACCUUGCUAUCUAUAAUACUACAUUUUUGCUAAGAAGUACUAGUAGUACUGUUUAACUGAAAUGGAAAUACUUCUUAUUUAUUCAUUAAAUGAGGAAAGCAAACAAUGCCUACUACUUUGACAUUUUAUAGAAGCUACUUUUAAAUCAGAAUAUUUAGUUUUCAGUAGUCAUAUAAUCAGUAGAAGGGUGCAUUUAUAUUUUUUAAUGGGGUAUAGUUCCUUACGCGGUUUUUGGGUUUUUUUUUUUUUUACAUAUUUUCUACUACAUACUGAAUUUGUAUGUUUUUAAAAUUGUUACAUUAGACAAAUGUAAAUGUUAUUUUUUAGUUGGUGCAAACCUAAUACCUACAAUUUUAAAUGAGUAUUUUGUCUUUUAAAAAAAGCAAAACAAAAAAAAAACAAAAACAAAAAAAACCCACCAAAAAAGACAAACUGCACUGAUCUGAGUUUAAAAUUAAAUAAACCUAUUUUAGCAAAAAAGGACUGAAAAAAAAGUAAGUUACUUAAGCCAUUAAAAUAUUAAGAAAUUUGAAUUGUUCACUAUUUCUGUUUCCAGUUGCGAUAUUUGUCUUGGUGUAUAUAUGGUUACUCCAACAGAACUGAUAUUAUUUUGUUUUUAAUAAAUAUAAAUCUGAAAUUUUUAUAUUUAGAAAUGCUUGAACUACUUUGUUUUUAAUCUCAAAAUUCUAGUUACCAAAAUAGAAAGAAGAUAUUUUGAUACAAUGUAUAUAUGUAUAAGUUUUUUAUAUAUAGUUUCAUAAUUUUCCUAUUUAAAUGUUCUAUAAUUGUGGUGUUAGUUUUUGUUUUCAUAGCAAUUAAGCUUAAUUGUUCCCACUUCCUUUCUAAAUACCUGUUUAGAAAGUCGCUCCAAUUUGUAGAAAGACCAUUUAAAAUGCUAUUUUCUCUGGCCAUGGAACAACUUAUCUUAGGAAAGCAUCGUGUAGCAAAACUACUUUAUUCAGGCUAAAUGGGAAAUGAAUAUGUGCAGUAUGUUCCUGUUAUCUGCUAAGUGUUGUUACUGAGUAAAUGAUUUGAUAUUUCUAAAAGUCUUAA